GAGGCUGUCCUGGGCGGCUGCGCGUGUUGCCAUAGCGACCAUUUUACGUUACUGGUUUGUAGGUUUCGUCCCGGUACCAGGGCGACUGCGGGGACCACUCUUUCUUCUCCCAUUCUUUCUCGGCCCCCUACGGCCCAAGGGCCUUACGCAGGCUCUGGGGGGUCUGGCCUAGGGUUCCGCGGCGCCCCGCGGAGCGGGAUGGCUGCGGAAGAAGAGGAUGAGGUGGAAUGGGUGGUGGAGAGCAUCGCUGGGUUCCUGCGAGGCCCGGACUGGUCCAUCCCCAUCUUGGACUUUGUGGAGCAGAAAUGUGAAGUUUUUGAUGAUGAAGAAGAAAGCAAAUUGACAUAUACAGAGAUUCAUCAGGAAUACAAAGAACUAGUUGAAAAGCUGUUAGAAAGUUACCUCAAAGAAAUUGGAAUUAAUGAAGAUCAAUUUCAAGAAGCAUGCACUUCUCCUCUUGCAAAGACCCGUACAUCACAGGCCAUUUUGCAACCUGUGUUGGCAGCAGAAGAUUUUACUAUCUUUAAAGCAAUGAUGGUCCAGAAAAACAUCGAAAUGCAGCUGCAAGCCAUUCGAAUAAUUCAAGAGAGAAAUGGUGUAUUACCUGACUGCUUAACAGAUGGUUCGGAUAUGGUCAGUGACCUUGAACAGGAAGAGAUGAAAAUCCUGAGGGAAGUUCUUAGAAAAUCGAAAGAGGAAUAUGACCAGGAAGAAGAAAGGAAGAGAAAAAAGCAGUUCUCAGAGGCUAAAACAGAAGAGCCUCCCAUGCAUGCUAAUGAAACUGCAAAAAUGAAGAAUUCCCAAGGGGAUGGUGAACAUGUUGCACACCCACCCUCAGAAGUUAAAGUGCAUUUUGCUAAUCAGUCAGUACAACCUUUGGCAAGAAAGCUGGAAAUGCUGCCCGAAACUUCCUCCUUCCCACAAAAAGGCCUGAAGAUCCCUGGCUUAGAACAUGCAAGCAUUGAAGGACCAAUAGCAAAUUUAUCAACACUUGGAACAGAAGAGCUCCGACAGCGAGAGCGCUACCUCAAGCAGAAGAGAGAUAAGUUGAUGUCCAUGAGAAAGGAUAUGAGGACUAAGCAGAUACAAAAUUCCGAGCAGAAAGGAAAACCUGCUGGGGAGGUAGAGGAAAUGACAGAGAAACCAGAAAUGACAGCAGAGGAGAAGCAAACAUUACUAAAGAGGAGAUUGCUUGCAGAGAAACUUAAAGAAGAAGUUAUUAAUAAAUAAUUUUAAAAACAACUUAGCAAAACAUAAGUUCAAAUUUUCUUAAAAAUAAAUUAUUUAAUCCUUAAACUGAGCCUAUUAGUUUCAAAUACUUGUGUUUGUAAAUGCAAAUGUAAGCUCGUUCUUAAUACUUAAACUUUUGAGGUAAAGGGUGGUGGGGAAGGCAGCUACUUGGGCUGAGAGGGUAUAGAGAACUGAUAGUGCAUUUAUUCAUUCCAGCUUGGUUUUUGUUUGUGCUAAGCACCGUGCAGGUGUGGGGGAUACAGUCAUCAACUAGAUCACCAGAGACCCUGCCUUCACGGGGCUAGAAGGUGGCCUGCAGAGCCAAGUGUACAAAGGGAAAAGUGCAGUACUCUAAGCAGGGCUGGCCAAGCCUCCUUGAGAAAGCCAUGCUUUAGCUGAUUGGAAGGCUAGUUACAGGGAGAAAUGGGAAGGAACUACUCAGGUCCUGUUGCAGGAAAGGAGGAAGCAGCUAGGAGGAGCAGGCAGUAUGACGAAUAUACACAGAAUGAGGGCAGAAGGCUGGCCUAUGAAGUUGGAGAUAGGUGGGGGACUGAUUUGCAGGGCCUUGUAGGGAAUGUAAGGUUUUAAAUUUUUUUUAUGGCAGGAGGAAGUCACGGAAAAGUUUUAAAGCAGAAAAGUUACAUCAUAAUGUUCACUUUAAAAAAAUGUGUAGGUGCUGUAUGGAGAGUGGGUGAGUUAGAAUCGUUGUAGGUAUACCAAGCAUAAGGAAAUCCAAUCAGAAGAUCAGUUAUCCUGGGCAGGAGCAAACAGCACUUGGAAAUUGGAUGUGAAGGAUGUUAAACAUAUUCGCUCUUUAUAGGAAAGCUACCAUUAAAAAAAGAUAAUGGGAACCAUUGAAUACUGAGGGAAAUGCAGCCAUGGGUAUAGAUCUUUUUUAUGUGAAGGGGUCCUAGAUGGUUUUCUGUGGUUGGCUGCUUACAGAGAACCGGAAUAGGGGGAGAGACCCUUCUUUCAGAAAACUUCCUAUAUUGUCUUCCAGCAAGCACCCUCUUUUCUAGUUAUGGGUUGUUCCUGAGGUUUAAUUAAUUGUGUCUUAUCUCCUUAAAUUUACAGUUACAAACUUUUAGAAAGGGAUACCAAAAUUUGUUUAGACCCAGUCUUCAACCUGCAGAGAAAAACCAGCAUUAUUUUACAUUUGUCACAUUUCAUCACUUUAGAUGGACAAGAAGAAAAACUAGUGAUUAAAACACAGAAAUCUGUUUCAUGUAACUUUUUAUUAAAAAUAGUUUUUAUAGUGGAUACAUGUUUACAGAUAUAAUUUUAAGAAAACCUCAGGCAUGCAAAUGUGGGCUCUGGCUUGGUUCACUGAGUGAAGAUAGAUAUAUAAAAAUCCUGAUCUGCCCGAGGGUAGUCAUUAAGACGGCAGCUAACAUGUGGAAAUUGAAUAGUUAUUCUUUCAAGGGAUAUUGUAAGCCCUGUUUUCAUAUCAUUGUGGGUGAGCAUAUGUACCAUGAAAACUAUUACCCUCUAAGUCAACAAAAGAUUCACAUUUCUGUGAUAAGGUUCCUAAGAUGAUGAUGAUCUAAAGGUUUGACUCGUAAUUCUUCAGAAAGGAAAAUUAAAGAAACUCUUCAUAAGAUAUAAAGAUAAUACUUCUUACUGGAACUUAAAAAUUACCUAACCAGGAAGAGUCAAGAGUAAAUAGGGAAAUGCUUUAGGCCUGAGCUUCUUAGAUGACAAGAGGAAAUUUAUUAAGAGCUAAAAGUAAAAGGGGCUUCACAGAUUUUGCUUGAAAAAAACCGUAUUCAGAUGGUAACUGUACUGAUCUCAGUUUAAAUUAUCCUGAAUCACUUGCCUUAUAAAGUGGAAGGUCUUUUUCAUUAUGUGUACUUUUAAUCAAAGAGUUGAGACUAGC
Molecule: messenger RNA, 3106 nt
Organism: Lutra lutra (Eurasian river otter)
Lineage: Eukaryota; Metazoa; Chordata; Mammalia; Carnivora; Mustelidae
Gene: CFAP36
Product: cilia and flagella associated protein 36
Exons: 10
Coding region: 199-1230 (343 amino acids)
Cellular component (GO): axoneme; ciliary base
Source: RefSeq, a predicted model, not a curated record